AUGCCUUCUAUCCUCAUAACUGGAGCGAACGGCUUCGUUGGUCAAGAAUUGGCCACGGGUCUCCUCAAUGCCUGUCCCGACACCCGGCUCACCCUAACAGACGUCACUGUAGCUCCGUCAGUCCCAGCUUCAGCUAAGCCCGAAGACGCCAGCCGUAUAACCAGCACGAAGGCAGACCUCACCUGCCAGUCCGCUGUUGACGAACUUAUCAGCUCCUCGACCCCCUACGAUGUUGUCUAUAUCCUCCAUGGAAUUAUGUCUGGUGCCUCCGAGGCCAAUUUCGACCUAGGCAUGAAGAUCAACUUCUUCUCGAUACAUUAUAUAUUUGAAAGGUUGCGGAAGGUUACUCCCGGCGUGAAGGUCGUCUUUGCAUCUUCCCUGGCCGUCUAUGGACCGACACCACCUGGAUUUAUGAUAAACGAGCGCAAUCUCCCACCACUCCCCACUUCCUCGUACGCAACGGCAAAAGUCGCUUCCGAGCUAUUAUUAAACGAUUAUUCGCGCCGUGGAUUCCUUGAUGGAAGGUCUCUUCGACUGCCUACCGUUACUGUUCGAGCCGGUGCUCCCACGGGGGCCGCAAGCAGCUUUGCUUCUGGUAUCAUACGUGAGCCAUUGAAGGGCGAGAAGAGCAUAAUGCCUGUCAAAAAGGAUACAGAGCUAUGGAUAUGCUCCCCAUACGUUGUCGUGGAGAACAUGAUCUACGCCAAGGACAUUCCAAAGGAGAAGUUUGGUGACUCUAGAGCAGUGAACCUACCUGGAAUCAAGGUGUCGGUGCAAGAUAUGCUGGAUGUUUUGGAACAAGUUGGUGGAAAGGAGAAGAGAGCUUUGGUUGAGGAGAAGUAUGAUGAAACGGUUGAUAAGAUCGUCCAGGGGUGGUCGCCUAACUUCGACAUUGCGUGGGCUAAACAGCUAGGUUUCAAGGAGGACAUGUCGCUUUUGGAGAGCGUGAAGAGAUAUGUAAGUGAGCAUGUGAGCAAGGGUUGA
This is a messenger RNA of Arthroderma uncinatum, 984 nucleotides long. RefSeq lists its product as uncharacterized. The coding region runs from base 1 to 984 and encodes 327 amino acids. The record is from RefSeq and is a predicted model, not a curated record. Lineage: Eukaryota; Fungi; Ascomycota; Eurotiomycetes; Onygenales; Arthrodermataceae. The transcript has a single exon. Gene Ontology annotation, molecular function: oxidoreductase activity.